Funneliformis geosporum is the source of this 2568-nucleotide messenger RNA. Lineage: Eukaryota; Fungi; Glomeromycota; Glomeromycetes; Glomerales; Glomeraceae. The record is from the annotation of a GenBank genome assembly.
AUGACAAGAAGGAAGAGUACCCCCAAGAAACAAGUAGAGUCGUAUUUUGACGCAGAAAGAAUCUUGGAUGAAAAGCAAGAAGAUGGAAAAUGGUAUUAUCUUAUAAAAUGGUCUGGUCAUGAUAAACAUGGAAAUCCUUGGCCUUCAAACUGGGAACCCAAAGAAAAUUGUACUCCUUUGUUCCAGGAAAUUGAAAUCUCAUCAGACGAACCCCCACAAAAUGAUGUGCAAGAUCAGAAUGAUAAGCCUGAUAACGAAGUACAGAUGAACAUAGAUAAGCCCGAUGAUAGGAUUAAUAUCGUUGAUGAAAAGAUAAAUUUCAAUCAACUUAACCAAGUUUUGGAUAAAUAUUGCCACAUAAAUCAAAAGACUCAAUCAUCAGAACCAACAAGUGUUAAAAAAGAUGCCAAUAAUUUUCAUAAAAUCAAGUUUCCCCCUUCUAAGGUUAAGCUUGUCAAAAUAAACCCUAUAAAACCGAUUAUUGCUAAUAUUACUGUAGUAGAACAUGAAACAAAGUUACUAAUGAGCGGAUAUCAUUCCGCAAAUAAAUUUCUUAAUAGAAAGAAAUACCCCCUUCAUUCACAAUCUGGUAGACUUUCAUUAUAUAAACGAGGUUCGGAUCAUAUUCAAGAUUCAAAUGAUAAUUCAACAACAAAGAAGCAGAAAACCGAGAUUGUUCCUGAUAGGUCACUGUUAAAUGUUCCCAAAACGAAGGAUGAUAUCCCCAAUGAAGAAUCUCGAGUUUUACAAACAACAUCUGCUAAUGACAAAAAAGAUACUUCACAAUCAAAUAAAGUACCUCCAAGUGGUAAUCCACAAAGUGAACAAAGUGUACCUACCGUACAAACUAGCAACUCAACACAAGUAGGAGCUAUCCAUGUAAAUGAAGAAACUAUAAAACAAGCUUAUUUACGCAUGAGCAAUAAUAAAAAUGCAUCGAGUUCAGGUUCUACAAGUUCAACAUCAUCCAACCUAAAAUUUCGUCCGAUCGCUGCAAAAAUCGCACCAGCAACAUCGCAAUAUACUGUUCCCAAUGUUGCAAAAGUGAAUUCCUCAUCAAAUGUAGGAAAGUUGACGGGUAGUAUCACGUCGACAAACAAACAAAAUUUGCCACCAGCAAACAGGUUGGCCAGUAUAAGAACUCCGGUUCCGGUUGAUAAUUUUCCAAAAAGUAGUGUUUCAGCUACUAAUGCUCAGAUUCAAUCUGAUAAGAAGUCUCCACAACAUACCAGUUACUUUCAUAAAUCAUUUGUGCAAAAAUCAAGUGUUAUCCCGACAUCAAGUUCCAAUAAUGAUACUAACCAACCCAACCAAUCUAUUGAUACUCAAAGGGUUUCAACGCCCAUUAAACCACCUUCUACUAAUGACCGGUCUGCAUCUUCUACAAUGGAUAUUGAUACUUCAUCAUCUAAUCAUCCAUUCUAUCAAUUGCCUUUAGAAAGACUGAAGGAACCAACUGUAUCAAACAUAGAUUUAUGGAUGAAUGAAUGGGCAAAGGCAAAGUCUUUGAAUGAUACUUUAGAGAAAGAGAAGAAUGAAUUAUUCAAAGAAAAAAAUAAAUAUGUUAGGGAAGUUCAUCAUCUUAGACUUGAGGUUGAAAGGAGACCACAAUCUGAAUCGGAAUCAUCCGAAAUAAUCAAAAAAUAUCAUGAAAGUAUUCAAAGAUUAUAUAAUAAAUGGUUAGAAACCCAAAAUAAAUAUGUCACAAAGGUUAAGGAUUUUACAAACCUUGAAACGGAACAUUCAAAAUUACAGACAGAAUAUAAUCAAAUUAAAAAGCUUGUAAUGGGAAAACACACGGAGGGAGAAACACUUAAAGGUGAAAUAAAAAAGUCAGCUCAAGAAUUGAACGAACUUAAAGAUGAAAAUAAAAAUUUGAAGGCAGAUUGGUCAUGUUUAAUGAGAAAUGGUGCUAUAAUGAUGAGAGAGGAUUAUUGUAAAAUCACAAAACUUGAAAAUUCUUUGCAGGAAUUAGUUCAACAAAGAAGCAAUGUCAACGAAGUAAUCAAUAGGUUGAGAAAAGACAUCAAACAGGAAGUACCAACCUUACAGAGACAUAGAGAUAAUCCCAAAAAUCUUGUAAAUAUUGUCAAUCACAAUAGCUCCGAGCAAGGAGGUACUAAUACUAACAUUGUGCAAGCUAGAAAUGUACAAACAGUCAAGCCGGUUCGUAAUUAUCAUUUAUCCAAAUUGGCUGAAAAACCUAAUGUUUCGGCAAAUUCGAAAUCACAAUUGCCAACCAAUUUACGUAUGAUACAAAGUAAAAGACCGAUUGGAGGUCCUAUGAUCACAAAUCCUAUCACAAACACUGCAAGAAGAUUGAAUCUACACUACCAUACGGAAACGAAAAACGAGGUAAUUGUACAUCCAAUUCCACAAAAUCCUACUAAAUCAACCCAGCAAAUGAAUUAUCUUUGUGAAUGGAAUUUAUGCAAAAAAUUAUUUAGCAACAAAUCAGUAUUGAAAAAUCAUCUUAAAGAUCAUCUUAAUUCUGGUAAAAUUCCAAUUGGGAAAGACAAAAAUAUUGAUGAUACUGAUGAUUUAGUAGCAGUUAAAAUGGAAUUUUGA